Salarias fasciatus (jewelled blenny) is the source of this 1823-nucleotide messenger RNA. It is a transcript of the gene camk1db, whose product is annotated as calcium/calmodulin-dependent protein kinase 1Db. Gene Ontology annotation, molecular function: protein kinase activity; ATP binding. The transcript has 11 exons. Lineage: Eukaryota; Metazoa; Chordata; Actinopteri; Blenniiformes; Blenniidae. The coding region runs from base 221 to 1462 and encodes 413 amino acids. The record is from RefSeq and is a predicted model, not a curated record. Gene Ontology annotation, biological process: protein phosphorylation.
UCCCUCUCUCUCCCUCAGAGGAGACACCGUGCAGACACACAUCCAGGAAGCCCUCGGCGAAACACAGAAGUGCUCUACACUUUUUGUUUUGUUUUUGGUUUCCUCGGCAGGGAGAGACGGCUGGUGGUGAUCCUCCAGCAGCGUCUCUCUCCUCCUCCUCCUCCUCCUCCUCCUCCUCAUCUUCCUCCUCCUCCUCCUCCUCCCCACACCCCUGUUCGACAUGGCGAGGGAGAACGGCGAGUCCAGCGAUGGGUCCUCCUGGAAGAAACACGUCGACGACAUCAAGAAGAUCUUCGACUUCAAGGAAGUCCUUGGGACCGGGGCGUUUUCCGAGGUGGUGAUGGCUCGGGAGAAGGCCACGGGGAAGAUGGUCGCCAUCAAGUGCAUCCCCAAAAAGGCGCUCAAGGGGAAGGAGACCAGCAUCGAGAAUGAGAUCGCCGUUCUGAGGAAGAUUAAACACGAGAACAUCGUGGCUCUGGAAGACAUCUACGAGAGCUCCAACCACCUGUACCUCAUAAUGCAGCUGGUGUCUGGAGGUGAGCUGUUCGACCGCAUUGUGGAAAAGGGCUUCUACACAGAGAUGGACGCCAGCCGGCUCAUCCGCCAGGUUCUGGACGCCGUCAACUACCUGCACUCCAUGGGCAUCGUGCACCGAGACCUGAAGCCAGAGAACCUGCUGUACUUCAGUCCUCACGAUGAGUCAAAGAUCAUGAUCAGCGACUUCGGGCUGUCGAAGAUGGAGGGAACAGGUGGCGUGAUGGCCACCGCCUGCGGGACUCCUGGAUACGUGGCUCCUGAGGUUUUAGCUCAGAAGCCCUACAGCAAAGCAGUGGACUGCUGGUCCAUCGGGGUCAUCGCUUAUAUUUUGCUGUGCGGCUACCCUCCUUUCUACGAUGAGAACGACUCCAAGCUCUUUGAGCAAAUCCUGAAGGCCGACUACGAGUUCGACGCGCCGUACUGGGACGACAUAUCAGACUCUGCCAAAGACUUCAUCAGCUGCCUCAUGGAGAAGGACCCGGAGAAGAGAUUCACUUGCGACCAGGCUCUCCAGCACCCCUGGAUUGCAGGAGACACUGCGCUCUGCAAGAACAUCCAUGAGUCAGUCAGCCGGCAGAUGAGGAAAAACUUUGCCAAAAGCAAAUGGAGGCAAGCCUUCAACGCCACGGCCGUGAUCCGCCACAUGCGGCGCCUGCAGCUGGGCACCAGCUUCGGCAGCAGCCUCCACAGCGCCAACUCGGUGGCCAGCGCUCAGAGCCGGGCCCCGGCCAAGAGCCAGUCGGUGGACUGCGCGCCGCUCUCCCUGAAGGACUGUCCCCCCAUCGCCCCUUUGCCCUCUGCUGUUAAAGUCUUCAGUCAGGCCUCUGAAGCUCCCGCCGCCGCCCGAGAGGAGGCGUCCGUGACGGCCGAGCCCCCCCGGCCGCGGCCCUCCACCGUCACCGUCAUCCACACGGGGACUAAAUGACGCCAGGUUCCGCGGGAGGUGAGCUGGGAGACGACGGAGCUUUGAGACGGGGACUGGAAAAAAAAAAAAAAAAAAAAAAACCCGUCCCAGGCCUCGUGGUUUUAACGUCGUCGCCCAGUUCGCCCAUCCCGCCACCUCCCAUCAGUUUCCGCCAAAUCGGGAGGAAUUUGAGGAGCGCAGGCUCAGCUCCAUUUACCGUGGCUCAGGCCUCCCUUCACGCUGUCACGAGACCUGGAAGCACAGAGGAGAAGGGGGGGGGGGGGGCUUCACCUGAAGUUGGUUUAGAGGAGGCCGUGCAGCCUGGACCGAGGCUGCAGCGGCAGAAAAGGAAAGAAAAAAAAAAAAAAAACCAAGCAGCUGG